AUGGAGGCGUCAGCCCCUGACCGUGACCGCGAUCACGUCCGAAAUUUAUGCAAAUAUUCUCACAAUGUCCUCUCGGAAGAGAACUUUAAAGUCCUGAAACACCAUCAGCUCUCUGGACUGAACAAAGAAGAAUUAGCAGUGCUUCUCAUCCAGAAUGACCCUUUCUUUAUGCCUGAGAUUUGCAAAAGUUACAAGGGAGAAGGUAGAAGACAGAUUUGUAGCCAGCAGCCGCCGUGCGAAAGGCUCCACAUCUGCGAGCACUUCACCCGAGGGAACUGUGGCUAUGCCAACUGCCUCCGGUCUCACAACCUGAUGGACAGAAAGGUGCUGGUGAUCAUGAGGGAGCACGGGCUGAGCCCCGAGGUGGUGCAGAACAUCCAGGACAUCUGCAACAACAAGCACAGCCGCAAGAGGCUGGUGCCCAGAGCUCCCCCCGCACGUGGUCGGGACCCGGCCUAUCGAGGCAGAAGCAAGAGCAGAGAUCGAUUCUUUCAGGGCGGUCGAGAAUUUCCUCCACCCGCCCACGGCUCGACGGGGCGGUCCGGCACACCCAGUCCAGAUAGCGCGGGCCGCAGGUCUCCCCUGGAGGACCUGCCUGUAGAGGACCUCACCUUCAAGUUCAUGCACCUGGGCAGUCAAGACGGCCCUCGGCCUUCCUCAGCCUCACCCAAGGCUGCCGGUCUGGGAGGAAGCCCGAGGCUUUCGGAGAACGGCCUUCCAGAAGGCCUCUUUUAUGGGAACCCCGGCAGCGCGCACCUCGCUUCUGAUCUGACGCCCGCUCCGGGCUGGAAGGGCGCCGUCCCCUGGCCGAGCGACCGAGGCGGCAGAGAGAGCCCGCUGGCUCCCAGCCAGCCUGCCUCCUGCUCUCCCCUUGGCUCUCCUCGAACACCUGAACCCGUGACCAGCAGAAAGGGCGCUGGCGUGCUGUCCCCAGGCCUCCUGAACAUGGAGGGCAGAAGCGGGAAUCCAGAAACCCAGCAUCUCUCAAUUUUUAAUAAUUUGGACGGAAUGGCCACAGAGAUCGCUUCCUCGGGAUCUUUAAAUUACAAAACCGCAGGCAGUAGGCAGAGAGAAAAAUCGUUACCUAGGAAUCAGGAACCCGGGACCACUCCCCCUAAUCUUGACACCAUCCUUAUGGAUGAUGCUGAAGACAGAGAGCGGGUGUUUUGGGCCGGUAAAUCUCUCCACGACGCACCAAAUGGCUUUAGUAAAGUUGCGUGUCAAACUACCGGUGGCACUGAUUUGGACUUACCGUCGGGGGCCAGAGUGGGUAAAGAUGCGUUACUCUCUGCAAGUCAGAUUCUGAGGACCCAGGUCCUGCCCACACUGGGGGAGACCACUGCCCCCCCUGUGGUGAGCACUCUGCCCAAGGUGCCGCCUUCGACGGCUUCCUCAAGCAAUAGAACUGCAGCCUGUGAGGUCGAUGGUGCGAACUCUGCUCAGCUCUCCAUCUCCGCUGCCAGUGAACUUGCCAGGAGGACCCCGGGCUCUGCUCUGAAUUCUCUGUCUGACAUCUUGAGUACCGGGGAUAAUCCUGGCUCAGAGGAAAUCUGUCUCGACCAUCUGUCUAAGGGUUGUCAACGCAGAGACUGCAACAAAGUUCACUUCCACCUGCCCUACCGGUGGCAGAUGUUCAUAGCAAACACCUGGACGGACCUCCAGCCCAUGGACAGUAUUGAGAAGGCCUACUGUGACCCCCAAGUCCGAGUCCUUACUAUCGGAAAUUCAGAAAUCAAUUUCCAGAAAAUGACUUGCGGUCUUAUGCCCAUCCGACGUAUCUCCACGCCUUCCUCUGUCACGAUGCCAGACAAUUCUCUCUUCACCACAAAGUGGAUUUGGUAUUGGAGGAGUGGACCUCACAGAUGGGUUCAGUAUGGGGAGAAGGUGAGCAGGCAGCAAGCUUCAAGCGUUGACUCUUCAUACCUGGAGUCUUUCUUCCUCUUCUGUCCGAGGGGUGUUGUGCCAUUUCAAGUGGGUGCAGAGAACUUUGAGCUGAGUUUCCAAGGAAUGAUUCAGACAAACGUAUUUUCCAAGACCCAAAAGGACGUCAUCAGAAGGCCGGCGUUUGUGUCUGCCCCGGACGUGGCGCAGGUGAAGACUGGGCCAGACCAUCAGCCGGAGGAGACCCCAACAGAGCCUGCAGUCUCGGUAUUUCUUCCCCAGAAGAAGUUUCCCUCUACCCCGCUGAAUGGAUAUGAGUUGUUAGAGAUGGAUAACUCUUCUUCGGAAUAUGCCCAAAUAAGUGAGUAUUUCAGAGCGACCAUGAAAAACGUCAAGAUUGAAAAGAUCAAGAAGCUCAAGAAUGCACAGCUCUUGAAGACUUUUGAAAGGAAGAAAAUCGGGAUGAAAAGGGUCAACGAAAAGUGGCUGUUUUGUGCAACACGCCGCGCCCACGUGGAUUCUAUCUGCGCGAAUAAUUUUGACUGGAUCUUGCACGGGAUUCCUGAAACCACAUAUGGAAAAGGAAAUUACUUCAUGAAAGAUGCCAUCAGUGCCCAUAAAGUUUGCCAGCAUGAUCCCAAAAACAUCGUUAUGUUUGCAGCCCGAGUCCUGGUUGGAGAUUUUAUUGAAGGAAAGAGGCAUUAUACGAGACCUCCUCCAGGCUAUGACAGCUGUGUGGACUUAAAGUGGAACCCUUCCGUUUUUGUCAUCUUUCAGAAGGAUCAGAUUUACCCAGAGUACGUGAUUGAGUAUACUGAAGCAGAUAAAGCCUGCGUGAUUAGUUAGAAACGGGGAGUCCGCCGUCAUAAAGGGCGCCGUAACUGUUCCGUCCACUUACAGAACCGGAUUGCCCCGGAUAACUGUUCAACUUUUUUUACGUUUCCCCAUCUAGUUAUCAAAUGCCUUAGCUCAGUGGUUCCCAAACUUUGCUGCACAUUCGAGUCAUCUGGAAACUUUAAAAAAAAAAAAAUCUCCGUGUCCAGAGUGCACCCCAUUCCAACUAAAUCACUUUCUGCAGGCCGGAGCCAGGCAGCCAUAUGUGCCAUAAAGUUUGGGAACCCACCGCCUUCGUCGUAACUGCUGAAGACUGACUUCUCAUACUUCUGUGGUUGCAGCGACCUUCCUCUCAUAGUUUACUGCACGGACGGUUUUGUUUUGGUUAAAUUGAAAAAAAAAUUAAUUUGGGAACUUGGAGAGAAAUGUAAGAAUGCCUGUUGAAGUAAAGGCAUGAGACGGGGUAGUCUUAGAUGGAA
Messenger RNA from Miniopterus natalensis, 3194 nucleotides. The record is from RefSeq and is a predicted model, not a curated record. Lineage: Eukaryota; Metazoa; Chordata; Mammalia; Chiroptera; Miniopteridae.